GAGAAGCGUAAAGGGUACGGCUGGCCAUCUUUAUUUAGCAUCCAUUUAAGGUCAUGAUGCUGUUAAUGAUGUCAAAGAAAAGACGAGAAACUGGGAUUCUGCCAAUGGUGGUAUUAUCACUCUUUGUGUCUGCUCAAACUUCAGAUAUCACAAGACACCAAAUCACUGAUGAAUCCUCCUUCAACACCACAGACCCCUCCAAAUUAUCAAUGGAGACUUCCAGUCCCCUACAGUCUUCCUCGAACCAUUCACAUCUGCCAACCACAGCUGUCAGACAUCACAUCAGCCCUGAUAAUACCUCGAUUGUCAUCCCUUACUUCAAAGAGCAUGUACCUCUAAAACUUAUGUUCAUGAUACAUGUGAUAAAUUUCUGUAAAAAUCAACCACAAUCAUUCAAACAUUAUCUUAUUAAAUUGAGACUGUGCAAGAACACUAAUGCAAUUAGGCCAUUUCAAAAGAAGACACUUUAUUUCUGCUUCCGUGAGUACAGGCGACUCUAUGGUAACAAAGCUUUCCCAUCACCCUCUACUUUCCAAUUAGGUCCGGGAACUUCAGUGAAGAUAUAUCGUCAGGAACCAUUUGUGAGUAUGUGUCUUCCUAAUUUCCAGAGGAAUAAUUUGUGUAUCGAGAGAAAAUACAUGACUUUCUGCUUUGACGAGAUGAUUGUGUUUCUCCAUAGUCAGAGUUGUACUCCACCGUCAGAUGAGGACAAGCAUUUCGAGAUUCUCUUAACAUACACGAACUUGGUAAUGGAUUAUGACUGUUUUCAGAAUAUAUGCAAUGGGUUCUUUAGAGUCAUUGAAAGAAAUAUAAAUGGAAUCAGAGUAAUAGUGUGGAGGCUAGUGAACAAAAAGAGUAAGUGUCAAUACUUACUUCAUUAUAAAGACAUAUUGAAUUUCUUUGUUGAUGAAAGUAGGGUAAAAUUUGCUAUUACAGGGAAUCUACAUUUUCCAUGUUGCUAUGCAAUGCAUUAUGCCAUGUGGCUUGGUGACCCUGAGGCAGUGGGACUCAAUGUAUUCUGGGAUUAUUUACCCUUCUGGUGUCGUGUAGGAGAAAUCAUCCUUACUGCUUUUGUUGCGAGCAUUGGGAUAACUGGAAUGCUGGGAAACCUGCUGAUAGUGGUGGUGAUGUUUAAGAGUGAUCAGUGGGAUGCUUCUAGGAUAUUCCGUACAUCCCUCGCCUUCUCAGAUCUUUUAACUAGUGUCUUUGUAGUCAUUCCAGCCUUUGUUGAUCAUUUAAGGCCAAUCAUUAGGUACUCUGACUUUCAGGAAAAUUACUUAAUUUCUGAAUAUGUUAAAGGUCAUAAACAAACACUCUUAUCAUGUUCAUUUAAGCAGCUCAUCCCAAUUACCUAUGGAUUCCGAAUCUUUCAGGGAUUAAUAUUUGGCACGUGUUCACUGGUAUCUCUUCUCACACUCUUCCUUCUAAGUGUUGAGAGAUUUAUAAUAACAGGCCGUGCACUUCACUACAAAGAUUAUUUCACUGUUCAUCGAGUCAAGUUCUUCCUAAUCUUGAUCUGGAUUACUGCUUUUGUGGAUACCCUCUUCUUUAUGUUUGAUGGAAAGAGCAGUUUAGAAGUUACUUUUUCCACUUUGCUGAAACUUCCUAUUUCAAUAUCAGGAGGAAAAUUUAAUAAAGAACUGCGGUGGCUUACCACUUUCCAGAUCAUCUUACUAGGCUUGCUGUGCACAUCAACCAUAAUAAUUUCCGUUAUAUCCGUGGGCAUAUUCACACGGACGCAAAUAAGAGUAAGGGAAAAAUGGAGGAGAAUGAACAUGAGGGUUUCGGGUCCAUUUCAAGAAGAGAACCGGUACAUACUGGUGUCUUUGUGCAUGUUGUCUCUGUUAUUCAUGAUAUCUACAGUGCUGCGUGGAAUUGUGUUAAUGUUCAUCCAGCUUGAUUUUAGAUUUGCCAAUGAUGAACUUGUGGAUUAUUUCAGCUGGUGGAUAUUUCUUUCCGGGAAUGCCUGGAAUCCAAUGAUUUAUAACAUGCGAAGUCAAGAAUUCAAACAGGAGGUGAAUAAAACACUCCACUCAAUGAUUCCAAUGUGGUUGAAGAAAAAAAUGGGAAGUUCUGGGAGAGACACAAAGGCUAGAGAAGAGGAGUCUCAGAUGAGAAUGCUUAAAAAGCUGAAUUUAAUUUAUCAGUAAGACCUCAAAAUAUAUGCAUUUUAUGUCUCUCUGUUUGCUUGAGUAUUUCUGGGAGAUCAUGGACAGAUAAAAAUAUCUUGGAAAACUCUCCCUCUCUCUCUAAUAAUUGUGAUUAUUAUAAUAAAUGUACAAAAUGUGAUCAUUAUGACUUCAUGAAACUGAUGUGAUUUAGGAUUUUAUAUAAAAAAGAGCAUCAAAUGCAACUAAUAACAAACAGUUGGAUUAGACUUCCUCAGAGAAUACUAUUGUAAAAUGUACAAUUAGUAUUUGCUUUCAUAAAUAUGCUUCCAGCUACAAGAAAAAAAAACAUCCCAUAAAACAAAUGAAUAUUCUUUGAUUUGUCUAUAUAUAUCAUGUGUAUUUUUUAAUUGUUUAUAAUAGUAAGUGAAAUAGUAAUGAAGGAAAAAAUAAAUAUAUUAAAGUAAAAAAGUGAUACUCAUAAAUCCAAAAACCCAUGUAUUCUCCUUUUCUAGCAUUUACAAACCACCAUUCAUCACAUGCUGGUGACAUACUUUUCUACUAUUUUUGUAUGAAAUAAGUGUUUUUUUGUUGUUUUUUUUUAAAGAAAGCCUGUUAUAUACUAUACAGUGCAGCUCAACUGCUCAUACUGCAUGGUAAAUCCACUUCACAACUAAAAGAUGAAAAUCCUGGAAUGCUGCUACAGAAGACUUCUAUGUUCACAAUUUAUUUUCAGCUUCCUGUCCACUGUACAUAGUAGGUACAUGACUGAAAUAUUUUUUGAUCCCAAUGUGUCUCCAUCUUUUCAUCUCCCACUAUUUUUUCCCUUAUAUAAAUCAUAACUUAAAUUACAGUCACAUACUCAAAAGCAUCUUGAGCAAAAAAAACAUCCUGGAAAUAAGUACAAAAUUUUCCUAUGGCACAGUCAGAAAUGAUAAAAAAGUAAUGGGAAUAAAAAUAGCACAUACAUGUAAGUAUUUUUUUCACUUUUACCAUGAGCAUUAACAUCUAAGUUUAAAAGGUAAUAAAGAAAUGUAUGCAUGUACUUUUAUAUACAUGUAUAUACAUAAAUGUGUGUGCUGGCAUGCAAGCAUACAUGUACAGGUACUUAUAUACAUGUGGUUUGAAUACACAUGUGAACACACUUACAAACACAGACCCAUGCAUCCAUAUGCAACAACUUACAAACACCCCAACAUCCUGACAAGCAUAUGCACACAAGCACACAUACAUAUGUAUAUUUAUAUCUUAUUAUUUACAAAUGUUUCUUGGAUACACUGCAUCAGCAUUCCUUUUUAAUGUACUGGUUUAAGGUGAUACAAUUUAUUACUACCAUAUGUAACACUUGUAUGACAUUGAUGACUAAAUAUGCUGUAAAGAAAUUUUACUCUCAUUCCCAAUACAUAGUAUAUUAUUA
Molecule: messenger RNA, 3525 nt
Organism: Penaeus indicus
Lineage: Eukaryota; Metazoa; Arthropoda; Malacostraca; Decapoda; Penaeidae
Exons: 2
Coding region: 54-2150 (698 amino acids)
Biological process (GO): G protein-coupled receptor signaling pathway
Cellular component (GO): plasma membrane
Molecular function (GO): G protein-coupled receptor activity
Source: RefSeq, a predicted model, not a curated record